Molecule: messenger RNA, 813 nt
Organism: Ambispora gerdemannii
Lineage: Eukaryota; Fungi; Glomeromycota; Glomeromycetes; Archaeosporales; Ambisporaceae
Source: the annotation of a GenBank genome assembly
AUGGCGGAUAUAAAGAACAGCAAAACUUCCCAAUGCUUUUCGAAUGAGUCUAACCAUCAGACAAAGACUAGUAGUAGUGAGUUUGCAACCUCACCGGGAGGUGGAGGUGGUGGAGCUAUCCAAUUACCACAAACCAUUACCACCACAAAUAGCUCCAUAGUCCCCAUGGACACUCCACGCUCGCAAGAGUGGCGUUUAGAUUGGGAUACAAAAAUGGAUAUUGCCUUAUUCAAUGCCGUAAUGAAAAUACGACCUGUUGGAAUACACAAGCACUUUCGCAUGAUAUACAUUCAUAGAGAAUAUAAUGCUCUUAGUCCAGUAAAGUGUACGAUACAACAAUUAUGGGAUAGGCUCAAUUUCUUUUUUGAUCUUGAACAGCUUGAUGAAAUGGAAUUCGAAUUUGAAGGAGGAGAGGGUGAUAGUGAUGAUCGAUCAAUAAAAGAAUUUAGCUUGCCCAUGGAUGAUUAUGACCAAUUAAUAGCAGAAUAUCGAAAAGCAAAUUCUUCACGUUCUGUCGAAUCCCCACCGUCAAUUACUAGCAUCACUACUACUACUGCUAAUAUGAAAGGUCAAAAAGGCGGAAAAAAAGAAUUGGCACAAUCACCUACGAGUACUACUCGAUCAACUGCUUCAUCAUCACCGGAACCAGAAGAACCACCGCCAAAGAAAUCUAGAAGAACAUCAAGACCACCAAAGAAAGUGGAAACAACAGCCGAAACCCCAGCUCCAAAAACGCCUGUCAAACGAGGUCGUGGGAGACGUCCCUCUGACCGUGGAUGUCCUGAAGAUUCAGUAUGGGAACAUAUUCCUUGA